AUGUUGAGAAAUUUUGGAGUAAGAUUCGGUUUAGCGAUUAAUACAAGCUGCAGACGCAGCUUGAUCACUGCAUCUUUAUUGCGCCAAGCUAGCACUGAAUCAAGACUUUCCAAAAGCAUCCACUUCCGCCAGUAUUCGACAAACGGACUGCAAAAUGACAAAGCAAGAAAUCAUAGAGGUAAGCUUCUAUUUAUGUUGGGUUUAUUGGCUUUAGGUUCCACUGUGGUCUCUUUAUCGUAUCAAAAAAGCUCACCAGCUGAGUUUCUAGAGGACACGCCAGUUAAUGAUAAUGAUGGAACCGACGAACAGAACAGUGAUACUGAAGGUCGGAAUUUAUCUUUUCCUUCCGACAAAGUUUCUGUUAUUUUUGUUCUCGGUGGUCCGGGCUCUGGAAAGGGUACUCAAUGUGCCAAGCUAGUGAAAGAAUACCACUUCGUUCAUCUUUCUGCUGGGGACCUUCUUCGUGCAGAGCAAGCUCGUGAGGGCUCUGAGUUUGGUGAGCUAAUCAAGCGCUACAUCAAAGAAGGCUUGAUCGUACCCCAAGAAGUUACCAUUGCUCUGCUCCAACAAGCUAUCACUGAGAAUUUCAAAAAUGGUAAAACAAAAUUUUUGGUGGACGGGUUUCCAAGAAAGAUGGAUCAAGCAAUCACUUUUGAGAAACAGAUUGCGCCUAGUAUGUUCACUUUGUUUUUUGAAUGUCCUGAACAGGUGAUGCUAAAAAGAUUGUUGGAACGUGGUAGAACAAGCGGAAGAACUGAUGACAACAUCGAAUCCAUAAAGAAGAGGUUCAAGACCUUUUUGGAAACUAGUAUGCCUGUCGUAGAGUACUUUGAAAAGCAAUCCAAGGUAAUCAAGGUUCGUUGUGAUGAUCCAGUUGAAACUGUUUACAAGCAUGUUCAAGCAGGCAUCGAAGACAAAUUCAGCAAAAAGUGA
Molecule: messenger RNA, 933 nt
Organism: Zygotorulaspora mrakii
Lineage: Eukaryota; Fungi; Ascomycota; Saccharomycetes; Saccharomycetales; Saccharomycetaceae
Exons: 1
Coding region: 1-933 (310 amino acids)
Biological process (GO): 'de novo' pyrimidine nucleobase biosynthetic process; CDP biosynthetic process; UDP biosynthetic process
Cellular component (GO): cytoplasm; nucleus
Molecular function (GO): ATP binding; UMP kinase activity
Source: RefSeq, a predicted model, not a curated record